GCUCGUUAUGCGCCAUUCAACCAUGUGUUAACAACGGGACUUGCCACGAGAAUGGUGAAGAGAUCACGUGUACAUGCGCCAACGGCUUUACUGGCAAGCGGUGUGAGGUAAAGGUUAAAGGUAAGACCGCUGAACACUGAUCUGCAAUGUAGAUCCCCGUUCAAACUAGAGACCUGGGGCCGGUUGUAUAAAAAAGUGAUUAAAGUUAACUAUAGUUAAGUGCGAACGUCAUCCAAUAAGAAGCGCCUAUUUGAGAGUUAAUCACUAUUUAACUACAAAAUAGUGAUUAAAAAAGUGAUUAAGAGUUUUAUACAACCGGCCCCUGGAGGCGUGUAGUUUAAACAGACAUAAAGCCAAGCAUUCGAGGUUGUCUGAACUCGGCUAUAUACAGCCAUUUCAAUUAAGGUUGUCCCCGAGCAAAGCGGAAAAGUCGAAUACGAGCGCGAAAGGCUGCUGGGAAUCGCUAAAAAAUUAAUGAAUUUAUUAGCGAUUCCCAGCAGCCAUUCGACAUUUCCGCUUUGCUCGGGGACAACCUUAAUUGAAAUAGCUGUAUGUAUGUAUGCAAAAACCUUUUUUAAAGACGCUAUCUUCGUCAACGGUUUCCACAAGGGGCGUCAAAGUAUUUUAAAAAUUACAAGCAAAAAUUUAAAAAGUUAGGCAAGACCGCAUCACCGGAUUUUAUGUUUGUGACUGCGCAAGUUUCAAAAAAGAAAGUUCUUGGAGUAAUAAUUGUAUAAGAAUCUGAAAUGGGAUAGGCAUAAUGGAGAACAGUGCAAAAUUAUUUCUGGAAAUAUUGCCUUGCUUGGGAAUGCAAAACAGUAUGGAACCCAUGAGACCUUCAUUACAAUAUACAAUGCACUGCAUGGCGUUGCCACGCCUUUGCUAUUGUUCUACCAAAUUGUUCUCCAAAGUUUCGUUGCGAAAUGUUGUAAAAUGCGGAUAAUUUUCAGUGCAGUUUAAAAUGCGGAUAAUUUUCAGUCAUUUUAGAUUACAAACAGGAAAUUGGCAGCCCCAAAGGGUAUUGCAGCGCGCAUGGGCUGUUCUAGAUCAAAAUUUAGUCUAUUACGCAAGUGGUCAAUUGUUGAGGGUUUUUUUUAGAUGGGAAUUUCAAGUGUGAAUUUUAUACAUUUCUUAGAUCUAACCAGGAGCAGUUGCAAAAAAUGCAACUAUACACCCUCUGACAGGAAUCAAACCUGCGACGCUGUUGUCUUUUUAGUCAUUUUUUUCUCCCUCCUACGAUAGCCGGCAGCAAAAAUUGUUUUUGUCAAUUUUCCCGCGUCCAUUCUCGUUUCCUGGGAUGCGGGCCCCGAUUGCGAAUUAUGAGUAAGGUCUACGUCGAGCAGACACUUCUCAGAUACAGUUAAGUCUCGUAACCGUAACUUAGCUUUAUUUUAUUCUUUAAGAUAAUACGACCAACGAGUACGUUUACUCUGACGAAGCCAAGCGUAUCAAACUGCCAGGAUUUUUAAAAAGAGUUCAGGAUGCCUACUACGAAUACAAUC
Paramuricea clavata is the source of this 1502-nucleotide messenger RNA. NCBI's taxonomy places the organism in Eukaryota, Metazoa, Cnidaria, Anthozoa, Malacalcyonacea, Plexauridae. The record is from the annotation of a GenBank genome assembly.